GUAAUCUUAAACAUCGUUUCAGCUUUCGCAUUCGCCCUCAAUAAUUUCCUUAAGUUCGGUCAGCGGUAAUCGGAAAGAGAGAAUCUCGGAAGACGUUAAGGCAGUUUUGGCAAUUUAAUGCAACUGGGAUUCUUUAAAUAUUUCUGAUACCAAAACAGGUGCCUUUUAUGGUGGCUUUGUUUUUGUUAAGGAAUAAUAAAUAAGGUGGGAUUGAAUUUCCUUGAAAGUCGGGAAAGGGAGGCAUGCAUGGAAAGAGUAAGACAACUGUCAGGAAUAGGAGGCCAUUUGGUAGGUAUAAAAUGUGUAUGGCGUCAUGUUACAUUUUACACUUUCUUCUUCUUCUUCGUCUCUCUCCUCGGUUUCAUCUCACCACAUUAUACUUCCAAAAACAAUGCAUUUCUUUUUCAGUGUAUCGGUUAUGACGCUUUACUUAAAAAGAAAGAAGCUGAUGAUUUGAUUCCUCUGUUUUUUUUUUUCUUAUCGAGAGUGUGUUUGUGUGUUGUUUUUCUGUUCUGUGCAUGCCCGAUCGAACACUACUCUCCUUAUCUUCGUCUUCGUCUCUACGUGCUUUGGCUUUUUGUAACGGCUAUCAUCAAAAAGCCCAUCACCCAAUUUCCCCUCUCUGCACUAAAAGUUAUCGUCAACUUAACCCUCUUCUCUAUCUGUAAUUUUCCUUUCUUCUUGCUUAAUUUUGCUUCCCUUUUAACUCAGUUUCAACUUAGGACAAUUUUAAGUUUAUUUCAUGUUUGUUUUAAUGUGUUAGUGAACUUUGAGGUGGGUUUGAUAAGUUAAUUUUGAUCGAAAAACUAUGGCUUCGAUUCUCCGAUUUCGUAAGCUCUGUUAUGUUGAGCCAGUGAAGUUUCAAUCCUUUGAUGAAUCCUCAAAACUUGAUCAAAAGCUUGAUAAGAAAGAAGAUGAUAUUAAUGUAAUUUUAACAGCUAAGAGUGUGUUGAAAAUCAAUAACAAGAAUAAAAAGUACACCAAAAAGCCGUCUAAAGAGUGGAGGUGUGUGGAUACAUGUUGUUGGAUGAUUGGCUGUUUGUGCACAACUUGGUGGUUUCUCUUGUUCUUGUACCAUUGUUUUCCGGCCACAUUGCCCGGCUUUCAAGUUCCUGAAUCGCCUGGAGUGAGGCUCAAGCGUGAUGGCUUGAUGGCUCACCACCCCGUUGUUUUGGUGCCUGGCUUUGUGACUGGAGGUCUAGAACUCUGGGAGGGCAGGCCUUGUGCUGAAGGCUUGUUCCGGAAGCGGCUUUGGGGCGGUAGCUUCACUGAAAUCUUUAAAAGGCCCUCAUGUUGGUUGGAGCACUUGUCUCUGGACAAUGAGACUGGUCUUGAUCCACCAGGGAUUCGAGUUCGUCCAGUUCCAGGGCUGGUUGCAGCUGACUAUUUUGCUAAUGGGUAUUUUGUGUGGGCUGUACUUAUUGAAAAUUUGGCAAAAAUUGGUUAUGAGGGGAAGAACUUGUAUAUGGCUGCCUAUGAUUGGCGGCUGUCUUUCCAAAAUACAGAGAUUCGGGACCAAGCUCUUAGUAGAUUGAAGAGUAAAAUUGAGCUAUUGUAUGUAACCAAUGGCUAUAAGAAAGUAGUUGUGGUGCCCCAUUCAAUGGGGGUUAUCUAUUUUCUACACUUCCUUAAAUGGGUUGAAACACCUCCUCCCAUGGGGGGUGGUGGUGGUUCAGGUUGGUGUGCGAAGCAUAUCAAGGCAGUUAUGAACAUUGGUCCAGCUUUUCUGGGUGUUCCAAAGACAGCUAGUAAUGUAUUCUCAGCUGAGGGCAAAGACAUUGCUUGUAUCAGAGCUAUGGCGCCUGGUGUUUUGGAUUUUGAGAUUCUUGGACUCCAAACUCUGGAACAUGUCAUGCGGGUAUCUCGAACAUGGGAUUCUGUCAUUUCCUUGAUGCCUAAAGGCGGAGAAACAAUCUGGGGUAGCUUGGAUUGGUCUCCAGAUGAAGAGUAUGCUUGCCCAUCAGUAAAGAAAGCACGGUUUGUGCCAUCUUCAAAUGACAAAAAUGCCAACCACAGUAACAUAAAGACGGGCUUCCAAGUAAAAGAAACUGUUAAGUAUGGAAGGAUUAUCUCUUUUGGCAAGGCAGAAUCGGAAUUACCUUCUUCACAGAUCCCUAAUUUUGAUACAGAGGAGUUUUUGCACUCAAGUACCUUCAAAAAUGUUAACUCUUCAUGCGGAGAGGUCUGGACUGAAUAUGAUGAGAUAAGCAGGGAAAGCAUCAGGAUGGUUGCAGAGAAAAAAGUUUACACUGCAAAAAGUCUUCUUGAUCUACUUCGAUUUGUCGCUCCAAAAAUGAUGCAAAGAGCUGAGACUCAUUUCUCUCAUGGGAUAGCUGAAAAUCUAGAUGAUCCUAAAUAUGCCCAUUUCAAGUAUUGGUCCAAUCCACUGGAAACCAAGUUGCCUGAUGCACCAGACAUGGAGAUACACUGCUUAUACGGUGUUGGUAUUCCUACUGAAAGAUCAUAUGUCUACAAGCUAUCACCUACAAAUAAGUGCAAAAGUAUUCCUUUUCGGAUAGAUAGCUCAGCCAAUGGAGGUGAGGGCAGCUGCUUGAAAGGCGGUGUGUACUUUGUUGACGGAGAUGAGAGUGUGCCCGUUCUUAGUGCUGGGUUCAUGUGUGCUAAAGGGUGGAGAGGAAGAACCAGGUUCAACCCUUCCGGCAUUGCAACAUACAUCAGAGAGUACAAGCACAAGCCACCAACUAGCCUUCUGGAGGGGAGGGGUAUCGAGAGUGGAGCACAUGUUGACAUUAUGGGUAAUGUUGCUUUAAUUGAAGAUGUACUGCGAGUUGCAGCUGGAGCCUCUGGAGCUGAAAUUGGAGGUGAUCAGAUUUACUCUGAUAUCAUAAGAAUAUCUGAGAAAAUAAGUCUUGAGCUAUGAGUACAUUCUAAAAAUGUUACAAGAGAAUAAGUCUUCAGCUGUGGUUAUGUUAAGAAAGAGAGGAGAACCGACUAAAAGUGAAGUUGCAGAAAUGAGAGUUUCUUGACAACUAUCAUUAACUACCAAGUAUAAAUAAAACCACCAUAAGGCAGGCUUGGCUACGUGAAGAAAUAACUGGGGAGCAAAUGAGCAAGUACAGAAUCAACAGCAGAAGAGGAACUGUUGAUCAAAUUUUUGUGCUCGCGCUGGAGAUAGAAAGCACAGGUUCUAUGUUUUUCUUACCGAAUGUUUCAAAUUUCGCAGGUUUUGUGAUAUAAAUAAAUCACAAUUUAAAAACAUUUCCUUCAGCAAAAAUUUUGCCUAAUUUGACAUAAUGUUUUGACUAUCUUGGGAGA
This is a messenger RNA of Mangifera indica (mango), 3276 nucleotides long. RefSeq names its product putative phospholipid:diacylglycerol acyltransferase 2. Bases 809 to 2881 code for a protein of 690 amino acids. The record is from RefSeq and is a predicted model, not a curated record. Gene Ontology annotation, biological process: lipid metabolic process. NCBI's taxonomy places the organism in Eukaryota, Viridiplantae, Streptophyta, Magnoliopsida, Sapindales, Anacardiaceae. The transcript is spliced from 6 exons. Gene Ontology annotation, cellular component: cytoplasm.